AUGCUAACGAUAGUAGCUACCUCCUCCUCAGGCGCACUCGGGUUCAGACCCACUUCUUUCCUAAUCUGGUAUAAUGUGGGCGGGGUAGGGUCUGGCGUAGCGCCUGAGGACAAAGUAGCCAAAUCGGUCAAAAUCCUGUUCACCAGCAAUCUCACCAAGACUCGCAUUUUGAAUCGCAGCACAACCACACCAGAUAUGCACAAUCUGAAAAAAACGGCUCCAGAUAUCAAUACGAACAAGAUUGAAGUGCACGAGCCCCCUCAGAAAAGGCAGCUCGCCUCCAACGCCGCUCGCAAGUCCGCACCAGCACCGGCACCAGCACCAGUACCAGCACAGCAGCAGCAACACCAGCAGAACGAUGCUGGCUUCACACAAGACGACGACGACGACGACUGGACCGCUGGCGGCCAGCAAUUCAACAAUGACGACGACAUGGUCGGUGGCUCCGGCCAGAACAUCACACCUAACGACGACAACGACGACGAUGAAGUCGGCGGCGGCGACUUCGACAUAGGCUCCGGCCACGACAUGAAUGUCAAAUCAUGUCCUCGGCUUUGA
This is a messenger RNA of Fulvia fulva, 558 nucleotides long. RefSeq lists its product as uncharacterized. The transcript has 5 exons. The record is from RefSeq and is a predicted model, not a curated record. Bases 1 to 558 code for a protein of 185 amino acids. NCBI's taxonomy places the organism in Eukaryota, Fungi, Ascomycota, Dothideomycetes, Mycosphaerellales, Mycosphaerellaceae.